Symbiodinium sp. CCMP2456 is the source of this 1230-nucleotide messenger RNA. The record is from the annotation of a GenBank genome assembly. NCBI's taxonomy places the organism in Eukaryota, Dinophyceae, Suessiales, Symbiodiniaceae.
AUGACUGCUUUCCGUGCUUUCGCACAACACAGCAACGUGGAGGGCGCUUUGUCCCUGACAGCAGCCCAGCAAUCGUUACAACCAACCAGCUCGGAAAUGGUUUCGAAGACGGUUUUACCCACGCUGGAGAUUGAGUUUCCGCAAGGUGCGGCAGUGCGUUUCACAGAAGAUGCUGUGCCAUCCGCCUUGCGCGGCCUUCGAGGUGAAAUUCUUGAACGCAUGAUGGAUGGAACUGCUCGUGUGCGGUUGGAUGGGGGAGCAAUAGUUCAUUCUGUGCGAGAUGCAUUUCUUCGUCCAGAUAUGUGCCAAGGAACAAAACCUGCACCCGAUCGACAACACUAUGUGAACGUCAUGUUAGACGACACGCAGCUGAAAGCACAGGCGUCCAAAGUGCACAAUGCAUUGGAAUCAUGGUCCAAGCAAUCGUCCACCGUGCCCCAUUGGCCGCGGCUGUUUUGGGAAGGUGUGGUGCAAAUGCAAAGCAACGAACCGCUUCACCGAGAUCUAUUGCGUGUACUGCAGGCCCACGGUUAUGUGGGAGAUGCGACGAUAUCCGCGCCGCGGACGGAUGCCCUGUUGAAGCAGUUGAAAGAUCUUGGAACGCCUGCUCCGGCUGCCGGUUCAGCUGUCGAGUUCUUCACAGGCCAGAAGAUCACUCCGUCAGCUGCUGGACUCGGUGACAUUUCAACCUGGCACAGCAAGCUUCCAAGUGAUCAUCAGUACGCAGGCCCAGAAAUUUACAGAUCAGUACUGGCAUCGGGCGUGAGGUGCAUGCGGGACUAUGUUAACCAGUUCUUCCCCAUCGAUUCUCGCACACACAGCAAUGAAUACCUUGAUUUAUUCACACAAGCAUCCACCAUUGAUUUCGCAUUGGCAAAGGCUGCUUCAGAUGAUGAAAUUUUGGCAACCCUGGGCACGAAUGAUCAGUUGGAGAUUCCACUGCGACGAAUUGCUGCCUACGUUCACAAGAAACGAACCGGCGAUGGAGAUGCAGCAAUGCGCAUUCUGGCAGUGCAACCUCCAGGGUCAGGCACGGAUAUUGCGCCUCAUUGGCUUGUGACCGAAGCAUCGGCUUACAGCCAAGCCGAAUACAAGCGACGCGAGAUGGCAAGAGCCCAGAAGGGGCCUGGCCCGAAGGGGGCAGACAAGGGAGCUGGAAAAAGCAAAGGCCGGGGUGGCGCAAAAGGCCACCCGAAGACCAAAGCAGACAAAGCGCAUGUGCCGGGUUGA